AUGCCGCUUCGCCUCGAAAGAGCAAAUCGCUCGGAUGUUCCCGAGCUCGCCGCUGUCUACUUCUCCACCUUCAAGAGCCCGCUCGUCCUGCGUCUCAAGCCCAAUGUCCCCUCCGUGCGCGAAUGGUACGGCGCGCAACUCGAGGCCAGCUUCGACAAACAGCACUGUCACGUAUACAAGGUCGUCGAGUACGGCGACGACAACGAUGGUGGCGGCACCCAGAGCACAGACCUGCUGCAGCGGCCGGAGAUCAUUGCGUUUGCCACAUGGCAGUCGCCGCAGCUGAAGACGGCACAGGUUCAGGACACACGUGGGCCCGAGUGGCCUGCCGCGGGCGAUCCGGCACUGUUUGAGGAGGUCGUCCUCAAGGCCACGAGGAUCAGGGACGAUCUUGUUGGUGACAGGGAGCACUGGUAUCUUGGCGUCCUCGCCACGUUGCCGCAACAUCAACGCCGCGGGGCCGGAUCACUCCUCAUGGGGGAACUCUGCAGGCAGGCGGACGAGGCUGGUCAGCCCGCGUACCUCGAGGCGUCACCGUCUGGGAAGUCGACCUAUGAGCGCUUUGGGUUUGAAGCCAAGAGCAGCUUCACGACUGUGAUUAACGGAGAGGACUACGUCGACGCUUGCAUGGUGCGAGAACCCAAAUCGAAGGACGGCGCGGGGGCCCAAUGA
Molecule: messenger RNA, 672 nt
Organism: Microdochium trichocladiopsis
Lineage: Eukaryota; Fungi; Ascomycota; Sordariomycetes; Xylariales; Microdochiaceae
Product: acyl-CoA N-acyltransferase
Exons: 2
Coding region: 1-672 (223 amino acids)
Molecular function (GO): acyltransferase activity, transferring groups other than amino-acyl groups
Source: RefSeq, a predicted model, not a curated record